GAGAUUCUUUCUUCCAGCUAAUGGGCCCUUGAAUUCUAGAAAAUGCUCAAAUGAAUGGGUAUGCGUAUGCAUUCUACUCUGCAUGCGAAGCCCCCGAUAAACCCAGAGCACCCCACUCGACAACCCCUUGGUCCUUGCAGACGGAAAUCAACCGACCUCCCCCAUACACCCUAGCAUAUCAGCAAACUCCGGACAUCCCAGCCACAACACGGAGAUUGAACCAGCACGUCGAAAGGUACAUUGGAUUUUUGUAGCCUUUCCUUCGUGCAAUCGAUGUACCUUUCCGUCGCUUUCUUGCCUGGCUCAUAUUCGUAAAUCGCAUAUAGAGUUAAUCGGGACCGAAGGCCUAUUUCCAUUCGAUACCAAUUCCCA
Molecule: messenger RNA, 372 nt
Organism: Botrytis cinerea B05.10
Lineage: Eukaryota; Fungi; Ascomycota; Leotiomycetes; Helotiales; Sclerotiniaceae
Exons: 2
Coding region: 51-254 (67 amino acids)
Source: RefSeq, a predicted model, not a curated record